UUACAAGACAGACCUGCAGCUCAAUGUGAGAUCAUGUUACAAGCUACCAAUACAUGUCUAUGAAGAGGGGGAGGGGUGGAGAGGCAGAUAGGAGGAGUGGAUGGAGAGACUGAAAGUUGCAGAGAGACAGCAAAGAGGCUAAGAGACUACACAGAAGCUACUGUAAGUAAUUGAUCUUAGCCCAGAGCUUGAUUCCCAGAUGAUACUUCAUCGGGUCAACCAUAUAGCUCUUCACAGCAUUACCCUACUGAAAUCACAUGCUCCUCUGUCUACGACGCUUGUCUGGUUCUUUGCUUUGUGACAUGUCUGUGGCUGUUCAGAAGAAAAGCUGGGAAGAUCAUAUAUCUCAAUGGAUUGGAUUGUCUUCGAACACUUCUGGUUGCGAUAAGUUGUGUUGCCAUGGAAUUCAAGUAAAACAUUUAAAAACAGCUAUGGAAGAACAUGGAAAAGAGGAUAAAAAGGAGGCACCUUCUUUAUCAGAGUGCAUUUAUUUAGAGGAUUGUAAUGGUUUGCUUGUAGAUCAAAGACAGAUCUCUAAAGAGAUGGACGAAAAUGAUAAUUUAGAUACAGAAGAUCGCUGUGCGUUUCCAGACACCAGCAUGGAAACAUUUGCAAUCUUGCCAUCUAAUGAAAUAGAACUCAAGACCAAGAAUGAUGACCUUCUACCAAACCAAGACAGAAUUGGCUCAUUGGUUAAGACCUUACUUGAACAUGAUAUGAGCAAUAAAUGUAUAGUUAGCAAUACCAGCGAUGAUGUUGAGAAAAACAAAUGUUCAGAAAAUAAAGGUGGAGAUACUAGUCAUGAAAUCAAAGAAGGCAAUGUGAAUGCUUUAAAUGGAAUGUCCUCCAGUGAAAUGCUACAAGAAAAUACAGAUUUGGAGGAAAUUGAUAUGUCUGGUGAACAGCUGCUACAUUCUGCUAGAAUUGCACAACAGAGAAGAAAAUCUGAUGGAUCAAAAGUUGUAUAUGAAAAGAAUAUUUGCAGUGCAGUGUCCACUGAUCCUUCUGACAAUUUGCAUUUUUGUGUUUCUUCUCAUCUGGAACUUAAAGGAGGAACUAAAGGCUACAAAAAAGCAUCUCCCCUAUGCAGAGAACCUGAGAGUCAUAAUUCACACAAUGAGGCAAAUAGUGAUUUGAAUGUAUCACAGUGCGGUUUACAAGUAACAAACUGUACCCAGUCUAAAGUAUCUAGCGGUGAAAUUAUUUGGGAUCAGGUUAGACUUCGUAGAAAAAAGAAAUGUAGGCAAGGCAGAGAUCCAUCAAGGCUGGAUUCUAUGGUGCUGCUUAUAAUGAAACUGGAUCAACUGGACCAAGACAUAGACAAUGCGCUUAGCUCUCCAUCUCUGUCUCGAAAACAAGUUUUUAGUCCGCAAUUUCACCAGUCCACACAAGUUACAAGAUUUGGUUCUGAAAAUGCACAAGAUAUAUCUCCGCUGUGUCUUCCUCCUAAUAUCUCUCAGGUUCAGACUGUAGACUAUGCAACAUCAGCGCAGGUACUCGCCUGUGGAGCAAAACCAAAGACUUCAGCCCUGCCUGUGAUUUCAGAAAGAGAAAAGGCUGUCAGGACAAGACAAGUGAUGGAACAAAGGGCAAUGGGUCAUGUACGGUAAGGCCUUUUUCCAUAAGGAAAGAAUACUGCUGAGAAUAGAUGAAAAGGAAAGUGACCGCACAAGCAGGUGAAAGCUAAAAGGUUAUGAAGAUUAUCGCUAGACAUGUGAGAUUGAGUAGAAAUGUGGGA
Messenger RNA from Hyla sarda, 1738 nucleotides. RefSeq names its product rho GTPase-activating protein 7-like. NCBI's taxonomy places the organism in Eukaryota, Metazoa, Chordata, Amphibia, Anura, Hylidae. The record is from RefSeq and is a predicted model, not a curated record. Bases 258 to 1610 code for a protein of 450 amino acids. The transcript is spliced from 6 exons.